Molecule: messenger RNA, 5466 nt
Organism: Oncorhynchus kisutch (coho salmon)
Lineage: Eukaryota; Metazoa; Chordata; Actinopteri; Salmoniformes; Salmonidae
Product: mesoderm induction early response protein 1
Exons: 13
Coding region: 576-2720 (714 amino acids)
Biological process (GO): negative regulation of transcription by RNA polymerase II
Cellular component (GO): nucleoplasm
Molecular function (GO): transcription corepressor activity; histone deacetylase binding
Source: RefSeq, a predicted model, not a curated record
CGCAAAGUCCAAUAAAUAUUCGGGAAAAUAAGAAUGUUUUUAGGUUUAUAGAGUUGAUUCUGUCGGGUGCACAGGCCCAAAAUGAGAAGCGAUAAAUAUGUACUAAAAUACGGAGAAGCGAUAUAUAUUUUAAAAUAUUAAACUUGUCUCAUUUCCAUAAAUUCUAUUUUGCAAACUUCAGUUUUAGCGAUGAUGCCUGGCUAGUUAGCGCGAUGGCUAUGCUAAGCUAGCUACGUAGCUAUUGUUGGGGAAGCUUGGCUGACUACGAGCGUUAACGUUACUCGAAAAGGAUCAAAGUUCAUGUUCUCGAAUGCUAUUGCAUUUUUUGUUGUUGACCUGGUGGUAUUCUGCGUACUGAAAGCGACACUAUGUUGCUAAGUAAUUAUGUGAUUAGUUAACUGAGGCAGUGGGUUAGCAAAUAGCUAUCUAUCAUUCAAAGUAUCCACAUUGUGAGAGAACAAUCCAUUUGAUUAUCGCUCACUUGAAAUGUCUGAUUUGACUUGUUUCAAUGCUGGCCUGAUCAUCAGAGGUCUCCUUGUUUACAACCACCAAAAAAACUACUGUCACUGAUAUAAAUGUUUACGUCGGCGUUAGCCAACGAGGAGCCAGUACCCUCCGUUGGGAGUACGAGCCCAGGAGGUUCAGCAGAGGACCAUGAGUUUGAUCUUUCAGCAGAUAUGCUCGUCCACGACUUUGACGACGAACGCACACUGGAAGAGGAGGAGAGGCUCGAGGGAGAGACCAACUUUAGCAAUGAGAUCGACGACCUUGCCCGGGAGGGAGAGAUGCCCAUUCAUGAGUUGUUGAGUAUGUACGGAUGUGGCGGCGGUUCACCUGCAGAUGGAGAGGAUGAAGAAGAGGAGGAGGAAGACUUUGAGGAUGAAGAGGAGUUGGAGGAUGAGGAAGAGGAGGAAGAGGAGGAUGUGGACAAUGAUGAAAGCAGUAGAAACACUGGCGAGCUGAAGAGGAAUAAGACCGAGAGGGUGAAGAUCUCGUCAGGAAUGGGGAACGAGAACCAGUUGUCCAGCGAGGGUCGCACGCGCUCCGUCAAAUCCCACGGCACGGCAGAGCUGAUACGCGGAUCACAGACCCUCAAAUACUUCGAAAAUAAGGAUGCCGAGGAAGAGUCAGAAGAAGAUGAAAAUUAUGUCCCUUCUGAGGAUUGGAAAAAGGAAAUCAUGGUUGGGUCCAUGUAUCAGGCUGAAACACCGCCUGGUCUUUGUAAAUAUAAAGACUAUGAGAAAGUAUAUGAAAACGAUGACCAGCUUUUAUGGGACCCCGAGUUCCUUCCCGAGGGCAAGGUUGUGGAGUUUUUAUCUCAGGCGUCAAAACGAACAGGAGAGGAGAAAGGAGUGGAUGCCAUCCCUGAGGGAUCCCAUAUCAAAGACAAUGAGCAGGCACUUUAUGAGUUGGUCAGGUGUGAAUUUGACACAGAGGAAGCUUUAAGAAGACUGAAGUUUAAUGUGAAGGCAGCUAGAGAAGAGCUGUCUGUGUGGACAGAAGACGAAUGUAGAUAUUUUGAGCAAGGACUAAAAGGUUAUGGGAAAGACUUUCAUUCAAUACAAGCCAACAAGGUGAGAACUAGGUCAGUAGGAGAAUGUGUGGCCUUUUAUUACAUGUGGAAGAAGUCUGAGCGUUAUGAUUUCUUUGCACAGCAAACCAGGCUAGGGAAAAGGAAAUACAACCUGCACCCCGGGGUCACGGACUACAUGGACCGGCUGCUGGACGAGACGGAGAGCGCCACGUCCAGCCGGGCGGCCUCGCCCCCUCCCACCACCUCCAACAGCAGCACCAGCCACUCUGAGAGGGAGGACGGAAGUAGCAGCCACAAUGGUUUAGUGAGUCACAACAAGGGCUCGGGAGAAGCUUCCCAGUCAUCCACGGUGGCGAACGAAGUCAAAGCAGAAUCAGUCCAGUUCAACGGGCUCACCUCCCCCCACCCCUCUCUGGACGCUCUCCCUCCUCCCACCUCCCCCCACCCCUCUCUGGACGCUCUCCCUCCUCCCACCUCCCCCCACCCCUCUCUGGAUGUUCUCCCUCCCACCUCCCCCCACCCCUCUCUGGAUGUUCUCCCUCCUCCCACCUCCCCCCACCCCUCUCUGGAUAUUCUCCCUCCUGCCCCCCACCCCUCUCUGGAUAUUCUCCCUCCUGCCCCCCACCCCUCUCUGGAUGUUCUCCCUCCUGCCCCCCACCCCUCUCUGGAGGCUCUCCCUCCUCCCACUGCCCCCCACCCCUCUCUGGAUAUUCUCCCUCCUGCCCCCCACCCCUCUCUGGAGGCUCUCCCUCCUCCCACUGCCCCCCACCCCUCUCUGGAUAUUCUCCCUCCUGCCCCCCACCCCUCUCUGGAUGUUCUCCCUCCUGCCCCCCACCCCUCUCUGGAUGUUCUCCCUCCUGCCCCCCACCGCUCUCUGGAGGCUCUCCCUCCUGCCCCCCACCGCUCUCUGGAGGCUCUCCCUCCUGCCCCCCACCGCUCUCUGGAGGCUCUCCCUCCUGCCCCCCACCCCUCUCUGGAGGCUCCCCCUCCUCCCACCACCUCGGACAAUGAGUCCAGUGGCUGCGAGGCAGUGGCCGCCACUCCCAACCACGACAGGAACGGCUCCCUGGAGCCCCAUUGUGGCAACAGUCACUAUGAUGACAGGCCGGCCAAGAGGUGCCGGACAGAGGCGGAGCCACCAGAACCCUCCAGAACAUUGACGACCCUCCAGCAAGAGGACAAAUGAUAAUGAUGACCCCUUCUCAGAGAGGUCAAAGCGCACAGAACCAAACCUAAAAAAAAUAACAUGGUUGUAUUCAUUAGUGCACACCGCAGCAAAACGUUUUGCAACAGAAAAAUAAAACUAGAUUUUCUUAUUGGACAAGUUCAGGUAGUCCAUCCCUGUUGGUCAGUUUUUUUUUUCUCGUUUCGGGCCUAGUGAAUACGACCUAUACCAACCAACCAAACACGGCUGGGCCACACCAGCAAACGGAGGGAAGGCAGCGGCCUGAUUGUAAAGGGGCACAACAUACAGCCCUGCCUCAUCCCCCAUCCAGCAAAACCUCGUCCCCCAUCCAGCAUAACCUCCAACGCUCCACACAUCCAAAGUACCACAGUUCCUGAACCCCUCCCUUCCCCCUACCUGCUACCACCUCAUUAUAAUUCAUGCUGAUUCUUCUACUCAAUCUCCUUAUUCACUUUUUUGGAGACCGAUCUCGAAGAUUUCUACGGAAAGAAAAUGUUUUUUCCCCUAUUUGUAUUAGAAUUUAAAAAAUCUCCUGUGGUAUUUUUUUACUUGAAAAAUAUGUAUAUAUUUUUUCAAUAAAUGUACUAUGAUUGAUGGGUAUUUUGCUUUCCAAGACAUUUGAAACAAAGAAAUGAAAGGGGCGAUGUUGAGGGUCUAGGUCUUCGACGGGACGAUCGAUAUGCAGGCAGAUUAGCGCUGUUGCAGGCACACUAAAGCCUAGUUUUUACCUGGCGCUAACAUACAUUCUUUAUUCUGAUCUUGUCCACAUUCAGAUUGUGGCCAGAUUUUCAGAUAUGCAUCUACACAUAGUAUUAAAAUGGGAUAAUGAUUUAAACGUUUUCACUGUCCAGAUCUGUCUACAAUUUAAGAUAUCCAAACACAAUGGGUGCCUGACUCUCUCCGGAGGUGGUCAGGAAGAUCUGAUCACAAUCUGUCUUUUAAUCAUCUACAGCUGUCCAAAAAAUGUUGACACAAUCAGAAUGUGGACAAGAUCACAGCAUACCACCCUGCAUCCCACUGCUGGCUUACCUCUGAAGCUAAGCAGUGUUGGUCCUGGUUGGGAGACCAGAUGCUGCUGGAAGUGGUGUUGGAGGGCACUCUUUCCUCUGGUCUAAAAUAUACCAACGCUCCAGGACAUUGAUUGGGGACAUUGCCCUGUGAAGGGUGCAGUCUUUCGGAUGGGACGUUAAACGGGUGUCUGUGGUCAAUAAAGAUCCCAUGCCAAUUAUCGUAAAAGUAGGGGUGUUAACCCUGGUGUCCUGGCUAAAUUCCCAAUCAAACCCACAUACCAUCAUGGCCACCUAAUCACCCCCAGCUUCCAAUAGGCUCAUUUGUCCCCCUCCUCUCCCCUGUAACUAUUCCCCAGGUCGUUGCUGUAAAUGAGAAUGUGUUCAGUCAACUUACCUGGUAAAAUAAGGGUUAAAAUAAAAAUCUGGACAAAGGACUGAUUGUGAUCUGAGAACCAGGUAUAAACGGGGCUUAUGUUGCGCUUUCACCCUUUCUUUUCUUUCUUUGGUGAUCGAGUGGAGAGAAAGCAACACUGCUGCAUGACAUCAUUGCUUAUUUGAAACCUGUGGUGUGUUCCGUUCGAUUGAAGUUUGCUAUGUUGCGUAACGGUUUUUACUGAACGACACGUUUCCCCAAAAACAUUCCAAUGUUCUUUGAAUGGACUUUGAGGUACGUUUGCUCCGUUUGGUGGGUGUGGCUUGAAGCAAUAGGGGACAUAUUUAACGAGCAGCGGACAUGCUGAUCCCCAACCUCUUGUUUUUUUGUUUUGAGCUGGCCGUUCAGAACAGCACCGUUUCUGUUUAAUUGAAUGUUGCACUGUUGUUUUUUUUCAUACUGAACGUAGCCCUGACCAUGGAAACAUUUUAAUUGCAAGAAAUGAACUAAUGGGGAGUGUCUGUCCCUGAGGUUUGUGUAAAGUGUCUGACAUCAGUGAUGUCUUGUAUUAUAACUCAUUGGUUAGAACGCUGUAUUUUUAAUAGCCAGCGUUUUCCUAUUGUUUCGUUUCUCUUCUUUUUGCUAGACAGUACUUCUGUGACUUUGUGUAAAGUUUGUAAAGAUUUUCUUGUUCACUUCUUACACUUUUUUGAUAAGUCUCUUUAAUCUGUGUAUUUUACCAUCUUUCUUGUGAGCUUUUGUUAAGGGAUUUAUUUCCUCUAGGUGUUCCCGAGUGGAGCUGUCCUGAAAGUAGUCCUAUUUCUCUGCAUUUCCCUGACCCAUUUGGAAAUGUAUUUGCAGCAAAAAUAUGUUUGAUUACUUGAUAAUGAUUCCAUCUAAAAAGAGAGACGCGGUGUAGUGACACUUGGUCUUUUAGGUUGAAAAACGCUUUUUUAUCGAAAUUGGAGACAAUGUGGUAUCAGUAACGUUUCUUGUCACCGGCGAGCUCUCAUUAUUAGGAAUGAAAGAAGUGUAAGCUUCAAUGUGAAGAACCUUCAUAUAAGUUCCAGUGGAGGCUUAGUAACAACGCAUCGGUUUGACAAUUGUGUUACUGUAGCUUUUUCUCAUUUUUUUUUAUGUCUCAACGUUUUACUUUUGUAAGCUACUCCUGCUUUGUAAGCUACUCCUGCUUUGGUCUACAUUCACAAAUGGUUUGUAAAACUAAAAAGCUGUUUUUUUUAGUUCUUUAAAAGCACAGCCUCAAAUAAUGUUGAUUUCAAGUCUAUUUGUAUUAUUUUAUUAUGUGAUGUAAGUAGUCAUCUGAAAAUGACAACAUUUAAUAAAAGUGAAGCGUAUACCAAGA